GAUCGGCUACAGGAUCUGAUGGAAUCCCUGAACGAAGGCUUGGUCUCAGCUGCCGAGGUGCAAGGCGUUCUGCGAGAAGCCAAAAUGAUUGGCGAGGGACGGCCUGCUUUGUUGUGGGCGCUCGGCGCUUGGUACAUUAAUGUGGAGAGGAGCAACAGCCCCUGGAUUCAGGUCCUUCUGGCCUCCGUGCGGCGCUGGAUCCCCAGCGACGAGGAACACCACGGCUGGAUGCUCCAUGCUUUAGCGAAGGCCACCAUGGAACUGCCCAAGACGCUGCCGUUGCCGCGGCGCUUGGGGGGAGAGCUCCGGAAAGCAAAUGGAGGGCAACGGGAAGAAACAGCCUCCAGAGCUAGCCAGGCGUGUGUCUUGAUGCUUUCCGUAUUGAUUCAUAUGUUCUACCUCUGUAUGUUGAUCUUCCCAAGUCUCCUGUUUGGGCUGCUGAUCUUUUUGGGUUCAGAGCACGGUGACGAUCGAUGUCCCUACGAUUUGGAUGCCUUGCUGGUGUGGUUUGGAGCGCUUGGCUUAGCUGUUUUGGUCAUGGACUGUGCCAAUGAUGGUCGGCUGGGCAUCUCAAUCGUGGUCUACAUCUUGAAGUUUUUUUUGGCAUUAACCCCAUUGCUGGGGAUGGCUUGGACGCAUAGUUUGAGACACAAAGAUGCUGACAUUUGUGGCCCCUACGUCUUUUGGACAUCCAAAUGGAUCUGGAGUGCCAUCGCUUCCUGCGAAAUGUAUGUCAUUUGUUUGUUGGGUUGGAGCUUUCACGUGGCGCGCAACCAUGAACGCUUCUUGCGGCGUGCAGCCUCUGGCGAAGACGAUCUUGUUGAUCUCGGUCCGGAGAGCCCGGUGACCAACGAUGCCUUGGUGUCGUAA
Molecule: messenger RNA, 870 nt
Organism: Cladocopium goreaui
Lineage: Eukaryota; Dinophyceae; Suessiales; Symbiodiniaceae
Source: the annotation of a GenBank genome assembly